CUUUGUAUUUAUUUACAGCUCUGGCAAGUCACAUGGUUUUGUUACCAAAGCAUAUCAAAGUGUGUUCUGUAUUGUUCUGACAAACGAUGACAAAAUCUACAUUGGAAUAUUGUUAAAAUGCCUGAAUCUGACCAAAGUGAUAAAGAAACACAGGAUGAAAUUCCUACUUUGGAAGUUUCUAAUGAAUCCAGAGAUUCCAAUGAACAUGUACAAAAAAGAAUGCGGGAAGAAUCAUCAGAGGAUGAAGCAUCACGUUCAUCUUCUAAAAAAUUCUGUUCUAUUGAUAAAACCACAUCUGAAGAACAUGAAACAGAACAUACACCAGAAGUUAAUGGUACUCUUGAAGACAAAAAGGAUUGUGCAACUAUAAAUGCUUCUGAUAAUAAAGAAGAUACAAAAUGUAUAUCUGGAGUAGAAGAAAGUGUAGGUAGCGAUACGAAAGAUUCAUAUGAUUUAAACUUUGAAAAUAAAAAUGAAGAAGCAUCUAAUACUGAUACAGAAAAUAAAACAGUAGCAAAGACUGAGAUUUCAAUGGAUGAUCAAAAGGAUAAUAUGUCCACAAAAUCUGAAACAAAUGUUGAUACAAAAGAUGCAGUAAAGAAGGAAGAAACGAAAGAAGGGGAAGAUGAUGUUAAAGGGAAAAAGAAACAUGGUAAAUCACAAGUCACAGAUGCUGAAGUAGUAGAAGGUUUGGAACUUUCUGUAGAAUGUGCUAGUGACAAAGAAUCUUCAAGUACUUCUGAAAGUGAAGAUGAGAAAGACAAAAAACCUAAGACAAAAACUAUAAUUGUUAAAGCUAAACCUAAUGAUUCUGAACUUGAUGUUAGUUCUUCUGAAGUUGAGAAAUCAGAUUCACAGGAUGCAUCUGAAGUCAAGUCCAAAGAAAGUGUUAAAAAGGGGAAAAAAAGGGGCAGAACAUCUUUUAGUAAAGCAAAAGGUACAGAUUCAGAAGAAAAUGACAAUGUCUCAGAUGAAGAUUACAGCCCAAGAACUAAAAGGAAACUUAAGAAAACAUUAAUGAAUAAAAAAGUUACAAAAUCACCUUCAGAGUCAAAGAGGGGACGUGGUAGAGGAAGAAAAAUAGCUGAAAAAAUGGUUGCAAAGGAGGAGGAGGAGGAUGAGGAAGAAGAAGAAGAGAAGGAGGAGAAAAAGAAGAAGGAAGAUGAAAAUUCCGAUAUAGUGGAUGAUAAGAAAGCAGAAGAAAGUCUAUCUGAUGCAGAGUCAUCGAAAAGUCAGAAUGAAAGUGAAAGCGGCAGUGAAAAUGCUUCUAAAGAUACAAAAGGAAGAAAUAGCAUGAAACAUGAUAAUAAUAAGAAAAUACAAACUCUAAAAAAAUACAUUAGAGCUGCUGGAAUACAUGUAAAAUCCUAUAAUGAUAUAUGGGUUGGGUGUAAAUCAAAUAAAGCAAAAAUAACAUGCCUCCAAAACUUAUUAGAGAAAAAUGGAGUUAGUGGAAGACCAACUCUAGAAAAGUGUAAGAAAGCUAAACACAGAAAUGAAAAGCUAAAGGAUGUUGCUGAAUUAAAUACAAGCAAUAUUAUAUCAGAAGGACGCGUCACACGUGCCCAGAGAAAUAAGGAUUCAAACAAGGAAUCAGCAAGAACUCCUGUGAAACAACGUGAAGCACGUAAUACAUAUAAAAGAGUUUUAAGGGUUGUUGAUAGUGAUUCAGAAUGAAACGUGAUAAACUUUGAAAGAAAUGUUCGAAUAAUGUUUAUAUAUUACAGUUACAUUAAUUGUUUACUUAUCUGAAUGUGGUAAGUAUAUAUUUCAUCAUUCUAUGUAAAAAAUUACAUGUUAUAUAUGUUCAACAUUUUCAUGCAUAAAAAAAACUGGAACUAGCUAAGUUAAAGGUGGAAAUAAGGUAUUAUAUUAAAAGAUAUCUCGUGUAGCUAUAUUUUGAAAUAUGUAUAACAUAAGUCAAAUUUACUUAAAUUUAUUUUUCAACUUACGAAUAACUUACCGUGUAAUGAAAGUGUUCAAUGGUAAAAAUCAGUUUAUGUAUUUUUAAUAUAUUUACGUAUUAAUUCGAAGUAUAAUCAAAGUAACGGUUUUUUGAUCUGUGUUGUUUUUGGCUUAUGCAAAAUUUGUUUGUAAUAAGUAUAUUAUUUACAGGUCGUUAAUUGCGAAUUGUUUAUGUUUUGAAAUAUGAUAUUUUCUAUUUUCAAAAUUGUUUUAAUUUUGUGUGAUCGGAAUGUUGGACCAUUUAUUUCUAAUUCUAAAGUAAGGUUAAAAAUAAUUAUUACAUAUAAUUUGCUGAACCAACGGAGGAAGAUGACUAUAAUUAACUUCUAUAAAUUUUGAAAGUAUUUUAUAUAAUAUGACUGUAUUACGUUUUCUGAGAGCAAUUUAAAUUACAUAUAUUGUAGCAAGUUUUUACAUAAAUACUAUAAAUAUUUAGUAAUAGAACAUUCUAAUAUGAUUAUAUUUAAUGAAAUAAAAUUUGUACACCUUA
Molecule: messenger RNA, 2455 nt
Organism: Hylaeus anthracinus
Lineage: Eukaryota; Metazoa; Arthropoda; Insecta; Hymenoptera; Colletidae
Product: DNA ligase 1-like
Exons: 4
Coding region: 118-1677 (519 amino acids)
Cellular component (GO): nucleus
Source: RefSeq, a predicted model, not a curated record